Molecule: messenger RNA, 516 nt
Organism: Zea mays
Lineage: Eukaryota; Viridiplantae; Streptophyta; Magnoliopsida; Poales; Poaceae
Product: basal layer antifungal peptide
Exons: 2
Coding region: 123-404 (93 amino acids)
Source: RefSeq, marked validated
AGAUAGACAAAAGCUAGAUAGACAGACAAAUAGACUAUGGACUGCAUAUAUAUAUUGGCCACAUCUUGCAGCUUUCAAAAGUAACACAUUGUUAGUAUUAGACACUUUCUAGUUCAUCACCCAUGGCAAAGUUCUUCAACUACACCAUCAUCCAAGGACUCUUGAUGCUUUCCAUGGUACUUCUGGCAUCGUGUGCUAUUCAUGCACACAUAAUAAGUGGGGAAACUGAAGAGGUUAGCAACACAGGGAGCCCGACAGUGAUGGUCACGAUGGGGGCAAACCGAAAGAUAAUUGAAGAUAAUAAAAAUUUAUUGUGCUAUCUAAGGGCUCUAGAGUACUGUUGUGCAAGGACCAGACAAUGCUAUGAUGACAUAAAGAAGUGCUUGGAGCAUUGCCGUGGUUGAAAGGUGUAAUAAAGGAUAUGCUUUCUUUGGAUCUUAGUUGGUGAUCAGAAAAAUGUUCUACCAAUUCAUGCAUGUACCAAAGGAUAAUAUAAGCUGCUCAAAAAAUCGUGGU